This is a messenger RNA of Pelobates fuscus (common spadefoot toad), 2127 nucleotides long. RefSeq lists its product as uncharacterized. The coding region runs from base 1 to 2127 and encodes 708 amino acids. Lineage: Eukaryota; Metazoa; Chordata; Amphibia; Anura; Pelobatidae. The transcript is spliced from 17 exons. The record is from RefSeq and is a predicted model, not a curated record.
AUGUUUUGCCUGGUGAUGUGCGGGGCUCAUGUGUGUCCUGGUGACGCGCACGAGGCUCAUGUGUUGCCUGAUGGCGGGCGCAGGGCUCAUGUCUUGCCUGGUGACGUGCACGGAACUCAUGCGUUGCCUGGUGACGCCCGCUGGGAUCAUGUUUUGCCUGGUGACGUGCACGGAACUCAUGCGUUGCCUGGUGACGCCCGCUGGGAUCAUGUUUUGCCUGGUGACACGCACGAGGCUCAUGUGUUGCCUGAUGGCGGGCGCAAGGCUCAUGUCUUGCCUGGUGACAUGCACGGGGCUCAUGUGCUGCCUGGUGGCAGGCACAGGGCUCAUGUCUUGCCUCGUGAAAGAUCUGAUAAAGAUGUUUUUGAGGUUUGUCCAUUUGACCUCGUGCUACCAAACCUUCCCAAUGUCUUCAACAUCUUAGUAACAUCUAAGGAAUCUCAGGGGUUAGCUGCAGCCAAUGUGAGAAAGGUUCUGAUUGAAAUAAGAAAGUCCCCGUGGUUACAACAGAAGUCAAUCGGUUAUAAGCUUGCAGCCUGGGAUGAGUUCCAACAAAUUCUUCGUUACCAUAUAAAUGCAUUGGCCAUGUGUUUUACAAAGAUUGACGAAAAUCCUCCUAUCCUGGAAGAAAUAACAAGAUAUUUCAGUAACCUCACGGAGAUUGUCCAAAAGCAGGGUGAUACGGCGUGUGCUCGUGCUAUCGCUACAACUAAAAUUCAGGAGAUUUUACUGCGGGUUGAUCUACUUUACUCUUUAAUGAGAAGAUGGAAUCUGAGAAAGCAACAUCGCAGAUCUGAUAAAGAUGUUUUUGAGGUUUGUCCAUUUGACCUCGAGCUACCAAACCUUCCCAAUGUCUUCAACAUCUUAGUAACAUCUAAGGAAUCUCAGGGGUUAGCUGCAGCCAAUGUGAGAAAGGUUCUGAUUGAAAUAAGAAAGUCCCCGUGGUUACAACAGAAGUCAAUCGGUUAUAAGCUUGCAGCCUGGGAUGAGUUCCAACAAAUUCUUCGUUACCAUAUAAAUGCAUUGGCCAUGUGUUUUACAAAGAUUGACGAAAAUCCUCCUAUCCUGGAAGAAAUAACAAGAUAUUUCAGUAACCUCACGGAGAUUGUCCAAAAGCAGGGUGAUACGGCGUGUGCUCGUGCUAUCGCUACAACUAAAAUUCAGGAGAUUUUACUGCGGGUUGAUCUACUUUACUCUUUAAUGAGAAGAUGGAAUCUGAGAAAGCAACAUCGCAGAUCUGAUAAAGAUGUUUUUGAGGUUUGUCCAUUUGACCUCGAGCUACCAAACCUUCCCAAUGUCUUCAACAUCUUAGUAACAUCUAAGGAAUCUCAGGGGUUAGCUGCAGCCAAUGUGAGAAAGGUUCUGAUUGAAAUAAGAAAGUCCCCGUGGUUACAACAGAAGUCAAUCGGUUAUAAGCUUGCAGCCUGGGAUGAGUUCCAACAAAUUCUUCGUUACCAUAUAAAUGCAUUGGCCAUGUGUUUUACAAAGAUUGACGAAAAUCCUCCUAUCCUGGAAGAAAUAACAAGAUAUUUCAGUAACCUCACGGAGAUUGUCCAAAAGCAGGGUGAUACGGCGUGUGCUCGUGCUAUCGCUACAACUAAAAUUCAGGAGAUUUUACUGCGGGUUGAUCUACUUUACUCUUUAAUGAGAAGAUGGAAUCUGAGAAAGCAACAUCGCAGAUCUGAUAAAGAUGUUUUUGAGGUUUGUCCAUUUGACCUCGAGCUACCAAACCUUCCCAAUGUCUUCAACAUCUUAGUAACAUCUAAGGAAUCUCAGGGGUUAGCUGCAGCCAAUGUGAGAAAGGUUCUGAUUGAAAUAAGAAAGUCCCCGUGGUUACAACAGAAGUCAAUCGGUUAUAAGCUUGCAGCCUGGGAUGAGUUCCAACAAAUUCUUCGUUACCAUAUAAAUGCAUUGGCCAUGUGUUUUACAAAGAUUGACGAAAAUCCUCCUAUCCUGGAAGAAAUAACAAGAUAUUUCAGUAACCUCACGGAGAUUGUCCAAAAGCAGGGUGAUACGGCGUGUGCUCGUGCUAUCGCUACAACUAAAAUUCAGGAGAUUUUACUGCGGGUUGAUCUACUUUACUCUUUAAUGAGAAGAUGGAAUCUGAGAAAGCAACAUCGCGUGUGA